Molecule: messenger RNA, 12557 nt
Organism: Zophobas morio
Lineage: Eukaryota; Metazoa; Arthropoda; Insecta; Coleoptera; Tenebrionidae
Product: dynein axonemal heavy chain 1-like
Exons: 37
Coding region: 274-12498 (4074 amino acids)
Biological process (GO): microtubule-based movement
Cellular component (GO): dynein complex
Molecular function (GO): ATP binding; dynein intermediate chain binding; minus-end-directed microtubule motor activity
Source: RefSeq, a predicted model, not a curated record
UCGGAUCAACCACCGGAAAAAGUAGAUAUACUCUCAAUUGCUGAUGCAAAAGAAGCGAAAGCGAAAAUCGCGAGGGUCGAAAACCCUUGCCGAGGCUAUUACUCUGAAACAAUAACAGAAGUCGACUACAGAGAAGAUGGAGGGGAAAUUCUAUACGGGGGCGCAAAACGAACUAACUUUUUAUGGAAAAUUAAAACCGAGAAACACGCUCCCACUAUCAAAAGCCUGCGACCGCCGAAAAGACACCUAGACUUGAAAGAUGCUGAAAGAUGGAUGACCUUCGACGACGACGACUUCAUCGAGUUCUCCGUGGACACCUUCAAACCCAAAGUGCAGCUCCAACUGUCAGUUUACCCUUUGGAAGUUACCAGACCCGUGGCGACCGAAAGACUGCGGAGAGCCUACCAGGCUAAAAGUAUCAAAAUCCUGCUGGACACGAUCGGGAUAAAGCCCGAGGACAUGGUUUCGCUGCAGUUACUCCAGCAGUUUUACCCAGACAAAGUCCCUAAGGAUGGUAUAGCCACGAACUAUCUGCCUCUGCAGUUAUUUGACGACGAGGAGUACGAUUGCAGGACCCCCGAGAACUGGCUGGAGCUCGGCGUGAUCAAAGGCACCCGCAACCCUCUCCCCGGCGAAGCUUUCGUACCUGUUGAGCCUCACGAAAUCGAGCACUUCACAGAAGUUUACGACGUGUUUGCGAACUUGUGUCAAUGGGUGAACGUGGCCGUGAUGGAUUACGACCCCGAGACCAAACUGUGGAAAAUAUUGACUCUGGAUGGUACACGGCGAGAGGCCGAAUUGCCGCGGAUUUACGUCAUGUUCAAAGCCGAAGACCCCGCAAAUUUCGCCCAGAGGAUCAGAGCGGCCGUUGAAAAUAGGCGCAUGGCGGAAGCGACGCUCAGAUACAAGUUUUAUUUGAAUACGAUGCUCCUUGUGGAUAUUCCAAAAGUUGGAGACGAGAUCUUGCAGAAAAUAUAUGUUUUGGUGACUAGAAAUAAAGACGAAGAAAUUCCAAUUUGGGGUCAACUCGUGAAACAAGUGCAAUUUGGCUAUCAAGAAAUCCACUGCGAUCUACAGUUUCGACUAGACGCACUAAAAGACCCCAGAUUAUUUCAUUAUACAAAUCUAGCUACAAAAGAAUGGGAGGAGAGCCUCAAAGUCAUCUCGAAAAUCAAAACCGGGAUGAAAUCCUUUACAGGAAUGUCCAACUACUUCAAAUGGAUGAGCAUCUACGUCAUCCCCGAAACCUUCCGAGCCAUGUUCUUAGUGGUAGGAGAAUGUCUGAAAGUCGAGAAGAUGUCCCUCUUCACCAAAAGCUACGGAAUCAAACACAUAACCCUUGACGAAUUCGAAGGUGUUCAAACCCAGUGCACCAACAACGUCAUCCAGUAUCUGCAGGUCCAGUGGGUAGAAACUAUCGUUUAUAACAUCAGAAUGUGCCUGAGGGACGUCGGCAAAGGCUGGUUCGACAUCAACGUCUACAACUCGUUCAUCUACCAAAUCUCCAAACUCAGUCGUUUCAUGGAGUUGGUCAAAUACCGAAUGCAGUAUACUUUGCGCAUCCUAGUUUUAAAUUCGAUUGAAAUGUUUAUAGAUUUGGUCGAGACUCCGUGUUUGCCUUGUCUUGAAGUGGAAGACGACUUCGUGUGGGGGCCCAAUUUACUCGACAGUCCUUUCGUGUCUAGAGCAUCCGCCAUUUUUAUUUUGCAGUUAAAGAUGGACGAAAACGGUGCCUUUUAUUCAACGAACUUGGAACAAUUCGCAAAAGUUUUGCUCAAACUGUACGACAAUGGUUUGACUUUAACCCACAAAGUCAAGCAGGUGCACCCCUUCCUUUUGACCAACUUGAAUUUCCCCAAAGACUUGACUCUUUCUUCCGUCGGUUUAUUGGCAGAGGAGGUAGUAAGCGUGAGGGAUAGAUUCAUCUUCGCCUACGCCAAAGCCGUAAUACCUUUAAUAGCGUUUGCGAAAGAGUUUCAAAUCUACAUAGAGCUUCUGGUUCUGGACGUCAAAGCAUACGUCGAGAAAUUCAGAGACGAAAACCACACAGCGUCAGAAGUGAAGGAGGAAAUUUCAUUCCAUUGUAGAAUGAAAGCGAAUUUGGAAGCUACCUUACCGACGACUAUCAUUGUCGGACCGUUUUUUGUAACGAUAGAGCAGCUUCGCAGUUUUUUAAUCAAUAAACGCCAAGACAUCGCAUCGAAGCUCUUGGACAUGUUCUGUGCGAGAAUGAAGCAGUGUUUUUUAGACGUGUUAGAAGAAUAUAACAGAAUCUACGAAAAACUUAACGAAAAACCGGACAAUAUAGAAGCUGUGUUUGAAAUGCGUGACUGGAUGGAGACCAUACCCAUGAUGGUACGAGCCCAGGAGGAUUUAGUCCGACGCUAUCUAAUCGAGUACGACGUGCUGGACCACUUCUGGUACAACCUCCCCCAAGAAGACUUCGAAAACAAGUGGGAAGCAGUCGGUUGGCCGCAUCGCCUCACCAAAGAAAUCGAACUAAUCGAGCAGUACCUCAAAGAAGAAGAAGAGCGAUUCUACAAGAUCCAACUCAACGAUGAAUACACCCUCCAAGACAAGAUCGAAACUCUAACCAGCCAAGUCGUGCAAAUGUCCAAACAAAAAGACUUCAGUAAAGUGCACGAGAUAGCCGUCGACGUGCGACGUCUGUGGAAGACUCUGAAGGACGCCCAAGAGCAAGGCCAGCUCUUGAACCAGAGGCAAAAGCUUUUCGGGGUUCCGGUGGUACCCUUCGACCACCUUACCAAGUUAAUCAAAGAGUUCGAACCCUACAAAACCCUCUGGAUCACCGCUUCCGACUGGCUCCGCGCGCACGAAAUGUGGGUGGACAACCCUCUGACAAACGUCGAUGGCGACAGCGUCGAACGCACCGUCACCGACAUGUACAAGACGAUCGUCAAGUCGGUGCGGGUCUUCGCGGAGAUCGAAGCCGUCCAAGAGGUGGCAAUUCAAAUCAAAGAGCAAAUAGAAGAGUUCAGGCCAUUGAUUCCGCUGUUGUUGAGUUUGAGAAACCCGGGGAUGCGCCAAAGGCACUGGGAUGCUCUAAAGGACGCGACGGGUAUGGACAUCGUGAUGACGCCGAUUUUGACCUUCCAGGAUUGUCUGAACAUGGGGAUCGCCGAGCACAUUGACAAGCUGGUGGAUAUCGGGGACGAGGCGAGCAAGGAGUAUAACGUGGAGCAUACUUUGGAGAAGAUGAUGGAAGAGUGGCAGAAUUGUAAGAUGGAGUUGACGCCUUAUAAAGAUACGGGGACUUAUAUUAUGAAGAUUUCGGAAGAUAUUCAGCAGAUGCUGGAUGACCACUUGGUGUUGACGCAGCAGAUCAGUUUUAGUCCGUUUAAGGGACCGUUCGAGGCGGAAAUAAAUCAAUGGGAGGAGAGUUUGAAGACUACUUCGGACGUGAUCGAGGAGUGGAUGGACGUGCAAAAGCAGUGGAUGUAUUUGGAGCCUAUUCUGACCAGUGAGGAUAUAAGGGUUCAGCUUCCGGCCGAAAGCAAGAAGUACGGUUCGAUGGAGAGGACCUGGCGCAGGAUUAUGAGAGGGGCUCGUGAUAAUCCAUACAUUAUAAAAUACUGCGCGGAUCGUAAAUUGUACGAGAGUUUGAAAGAUGCCAACCAUAUUCUGGACAUAGUUCAGAAAGGUCUGACUGAUUACUUGGAAACCAAACGGAUGGUGUUCCCACGUCUCUACUUUCUUAGUGAUGACGAAUUGUUGGAGAUUCUUUCCCACGCGAAGAAUCCGUUGGCGGUUCAGCCUCAUUUGCGUAAAUGUUUCGAAAAUAUAGCAAGGCUCAAAUUCGAGGAGGACCUUUGUAUCACCCAAAUGUUCUCCGGAGAGGACGAAUGCGUCGACUUAACCCCGACGUUGUAUCCUACUGCGAACGUCGAACAUUGGCUGCUUUUGGUUGAAAAGAGUAUGAGAAACACAAUCAGGACUAUUCUGGGAAAUGCUUUGAAAACCAUAAAUGAGCGAUCAAGGGCGGAUUGGGUCCUGGAGUGGCCGGGACAGAUAGUGAUUGCGGGAAGCCAGACGUUCUGGACAGCGGGGGUCGAAAAAGGGAUCAUCGACGACGCUUUAGACCAGUUCCUGCAGGAUGUUGUUCUGGUUAAUUUGGACGCCCUCCGCGGCCUCGUCAAGGGCGCCCUUUCGUUCCUCCACCGCGAGGUCCUCUCCGCCCUCAUCGUCAUCGAGGUGCACGCCCGCGACGUCACCCAGAACCUCGUCAAUCUUUCCAUCACCAACAUCAACGACUUCGAUUGGAUUAGUCAGCUGCGGUACUACUGGGUCGAGGGUGAACUCAAGGUGCGCGCCGUCAACGCCGAGUUCCAGUACGGCUACGAGUACCUCGGGAACAGCGGCCGCCUCGUCAUCACGCCGCUCACCGACCGCUGCUACCUCACCCUCACCGGCGCCCUCCACCUCAAGUUCGGCGGCGCGCCCGCCGGGCCCGCCGGCACCGGCAAGACCGAGACCACUAAAGAUCUAGCCAAAGCCAUGGCGCUGCAGUGCGUCGUCUUCAACUGUUCCGACCAGCUGGACUUCAUGGCAAUGGGGAAGUUCUUCAAAGGAUUGGCGAGCUCGGGCGCGUGGGCCUGCUUCGACGAGUUCAACCGGAUCGACAUCGAAGUCCUGUCGGUAGUAGCGCAGCAGAUCACCACGAUCCAGAAGGCGCAACAAGCGCGACUGGACGUCUUCAUCUUCGAGGGGUCGGAGAUCGUGCUGAAGGACUCGUGCGCGGUUUUCAUAACCAUGAAUCCGGGGUACGCCGGAAGGACCGAGCUUCCGGAUAAUUUGAAAGCGCUAUUCAGGCCGGUGUCGAUGAUGGUGCCCGAUUAUAGCUUGAUUUCGGAGAUUUCGCUGUUCUCGUUUGGGUUCAGUAACGCCAAGUUGCUGGCGAAUAAAAUCACGACGACUUUUAAGUUGAGCUCAGAGCAGUUGAGCACGCAGGAUCAUUACGAUUUUGGGAUGAGGGCGGUCAAGACGGUGAUCGCGGUAGCCGGGAAUCUGAAGAGGGAAAAGCCGAAUAUGCACGAGAGCCAGAUUUGUUUGAGAGCGCUGAGAGAUGUCAACGUGCCCAAGUUCCUCAAGGACGACCUCAAGCUGUUUAAUGGCAUCGUGUCUGACCUGUUUCCCCGGAUGGUGGAGGAGGCGGUCGACUACGGGGCCCUCGAGAAAUCCAUCCGCGCUUGUGCCCUCCAGAAGGGCCUGCAGGACGUCGACGAAUUCGUCCGUAAAGUAAUCCAAUUAUACGAGACCACAAUAGUCCGACAUGGAUUAAUGUUAGUCGGACCGACGGCGUCCGGGAAAACAAAGUGCUACGAGGUACUCAAGGCCGCCAUGACUUCCCUCGAGGGCGAGCCCCAGCCCAGCGGCCAGCCCUUCCGGACGGUCUACAGCUACGUUCUCAACCCCAAGUCCAUCACCAUGGGUCAGCUGUACGGCGAAUUCGAUUUGCAGACCCACGAAUGGACGGACGGGAUCCUCCCGUGCCUGGUGCGCAUCGGCGUCGCCGCCGAGAGUCCCGAGAAACGUUGGUACAUUUUUGACGGUCCCGUCGACGCCAUCUGGAUCGAGAACAUGAACAGCGUCCUCGACGACAACAAGAAGUUGUGUUUGAGUAGCGGGGAAAUCAUCAAGCUUCGGGAUACCAUGACGAUGAUGUUCGAGGUUGCGGAUUUGGCGGUCGCCUCGCCCGCCACCGUUUCGAGAUGCGGCAUGGUUUAUUUAGAACCGGCGGUUUUGGGAUUGGAGCCGUUCGUUAAUUGUUGGGUGCGGCGGUUGCCGCAGCUGGCGUUCCCGUACAUCGCAACCCUCAGAGAACUCAUCAACUUCUACGUCAUCCCCGGAAUUGAGCUGCUCCGGAGCCGGCUCCGCGAGAUCCUCACCUCCGUGGACUCCGCCCUCCUUUUCAAAUUCCUCCGACUGAUGGACUACUGGCUUACGCCCAUCUCGGGGCGCGACAACAAACCUCCCCCAGCCGCCCCUUUCCUAGAACUAAUACCCGGUUUGCUGGUACCGUGGGUCGUUUUUUCGGUGAUAUGGACCAUCGGCGCCACCUGCGAUAAUCGUAGCCGACUGAUCAUGGACCGUUGGAUUCGUGACAGGAUGAAAGGGUUCGAACACGGACCCGAGUUCCCGGAACAUGGGCUGGUGUACGAUUACUGUUUGCAUGACGGGGGGUUCACGGACCUCACCGACGAUGGGAACCCCAUGCCGCCGCGGUGGUACGGAUGGAUGGACAACGUGGAGCAGUACGUCAUCACGGUCGACAUGAGCUACCCAGAUAUCGAAGUACCAACGAUAGAUAACGUGAGGAAUGCGAAGAUGAUGGAGAUCGUUUUGAAUAACUACGAUAACGUGAUGUGUGUGGGCCCGACGGGGACCGGGAAGUCGCUCACGGUGGUGGGGAAGUUGAGCAGGAGUAUGCAUAAGAAGUUUAUCUGCGAUUUUAUGAGUUUUUCGGCGAGGACUUCGGCCAACCAGACGCAGGAUCUGAUCGACGCGAAAUUGGACAGAAGACGUAAAGGAGUCUUUGGGCCUCCCGUCCUGAAACGUCAGGUUUUCUUCAUCGACGACUUUAAUAUGCCGGCUCUGGAGGUAUUCGGGGCGCAGCCUCCCAUCGAACUGAUCCGACAGUGGAUGGAUUUCGGUGGUUGGUACGACCGGAAGAACAUCGGCGACUUCCGCAGUAUCAUCGACACCAACUUCUGUGUGGCGAUGGGUCCUCCCGGGGGCGGCAGGAACCCGGUAACCGCUCGAUUGCUGCGACACUUCCAUUACUUGGCUUUCAUCGAAAUGGAGGACGACAGUCAAAGGAAAAUAUUCGGGACGAUACUGAAAUUUUGGAUGGAUCGUAUUCCCGUUGAUAACGACCUGGGUGGGUUGUAUUCGCCCAUUCUGGAUGCGACGCUGAAUGUUUAUAACACAAUUCUGAGGGAGCUGCUUCCGACGCCUGCCAAGACGCAUUAUACAUUCAAUUUGCGGGACUUGAGUAAGAUUUUUCAGGGGAUGCUCAUGUUCAAUCCGGAGAAAAUGGCGAAUGUUAAUUUGUUGGUGCGUCUGUGGUAUCAUGAGUGCUGUCGGGUGUUCCAAGAUCGAUUAGUUAACGACGAUGAUCGACAUUGGUUUGCUGAUUUAUUGAAGGAGAAAAUUAAGACGAGGUUUAAUUUGGAUUCUGGGCAGGCUUUGGGGAGUCAGAUACUGUUUUUCGGCGAUUUUAUCGACCCCACGACGGACUAUCGCGAGUACGACGAGAUCACGGAUACUACGAAGCUGUCCCAAGUCCUCGACUACUACCUCAAUGAAUACAACAACCAAUCAACCCGUCCCAUGAAGCUCGUCCUUUUCCUGGACGCCAUCUCGCACCUGUGCCGCAUUUCCCGCGUCAUUCGCCAGCCCCUAGGGAACGCCCUCCUUCUGGGAGUCGGCGGGUCGGGACGACAAAGUCUGACGCGUCUGGCGACCUUCAUGGCCGAGUGUUUCUGCUUCCAAAUCGAAAUCUCCAAAACCUACGGAAUGUUCGAGUGGCGCGACGACAUCAAAGGACUAAUGUUAAACUCGGGAGUCUACCGGCGAGAAACCGUGUUCUUGUUCUCCGACACGCAAAUAAAAACUGAGACUUUUCUCGAAGAUUUGAACAACGUACUUAAUUCGGGCGACGUGCCCAAUAUUUACCAGCCGGACGAACUCGACAAGAUCUUCCAGGAGAUGAAGGGGGUAGUCCAAGAAUUGGGACUCACCGCUACGAAGUCCAAUUUGUUCGCGGCGUACCAGAAGACGGUGAGGGCCAAUCUGCACACGGUCGUGACGAUGAGUCCUAUAGGUGACAUCUUUAGGGCGCGUUUGCGGCAGUUUCCGGCGCUGGUGAACUGUUGCACGAUUGAUUGGUUCAGUGAGUGGCCGGACACAGCAUUGCAGUCCGUCGCGUUGCAAUUCCUGGAGGAAAUUUCUGAGUUAAAUUUAAACCGGAGAACUAUCGAAGGCAUCGUCAUGGUUUGUCAGUUCAUGCACGCAAGCGUCGUCGAUGCAAGUGUUUUAUACAAACAAGAACUCUCGAGGCAUAAUUAUGUGACGCCCACGUCUUAUCUAGAGCUACUUUCGAGUUAUACAGAUUUGAUGAUAAAGAAACGGACGGCGUUGUCGGAAGGAGUCACGAGAUUAUCUACCGGUUUAGGCAAGCUCCAAAGCACCGCCGAAGAGGUGAAAAUCCUCCAAGCCAGCCUCGAGGAGAUGAAGCCCGCCCUCGAGGCCGCCAAGCUGGACGCCGAGACCAUGAUAGAGCAAAUCGCUCGCGACCAACUCGUCGCCGAAGAAACCAAAGAAGUAGUAGAAAAGGAGGAGAUCGAGGCGUCCAAGAAAGCCCUCGACACCCAAACCAUCGCCGAAGACGCUCAGCGCGACCUAGACGAGGCAAUGCCCGAUCUGCUAGCGGCCGAAGCCAGCCUCAAGUCCCUCAACAAAAACGACAUCUCGGAGGUGCGAUCGAUGAAACGACCACCAGCCGGAGUGAUCUACGUGAUCGAGUCCAUCUGCAUAAUCAAGGGGAUCAAGCCGAACAAACUACCCGGGAAGAUGCCGGGAGAGAAGAUCCUGGACUACUGGGAACCGGGACGCAACAUGCUGAGCGACCCGGGGGUCUUCCUGACGUCGCUGAUGAACUUCGACAAGGAGUCGAUCACGGAGGAGAUGAUCGAGAAGCUGCGGAGUUACGUAACGAACGCGCAGUUCCAGCCGGCGAAGGUGGCGAAGGUGUCGAAGGCCUGCAAGUCGUUUUGCAUGUGGGUGCACGCGAUGUUCAAAUACUAUUUCGUGAAUAAGAGAGUGGCGCCGAAGAAGGCGGCCCUGGCGGCGGCUAAGGCAGACUUGGCGGUCACGGAGGCGGCGCUGGCGGCAGCCAGGGCUAAAAUGCAAGCGGUGUUGGACAAUUUGCGCUCGCUUCAGGAAAAACUAGCGGCGAAAAUCGCCUUCCGCGAAGAAAAGGAAGCUAGUAUUCAGAUUUGUCUGGAAAGAAUGAGCCGCGCGGUUCGUCUCAUCACAGGUCUGUCGGAUGAAAGAGUCAGGUGGUUGAACACUAUUUCAAGUAUCGAAGGUAGCAUGGUCAAUGUAACAGGCGACAUUUUGUUAAGUGCCGGCGCGGUGGCUUACCUCACCCCGUUCACUGACAAGUACAGACGGGGGUUAUUGUCUGAGUGGCUUAAAGCUAUCCAAGAACAAAAGAUUCCGUGUUCUCAUGAUCCUAACCCCGUUUCUAUUUUGGCGGAGCCGGUGCAGAUCCGAGCCUGGCAACUGGACGGUUUACCGCGCGACUACUUCUCCACUGAGAAUGCCGUUUUGGUGUCGAAUUCGAAACGUUGGCCUUUGUUUAUCGACCCACAGGGACAAGCUAACAAGUGGGUGAAGAACACGGAAAAGAGCCAAGGUUUGACCACUUGCAAAAUGGCCGAUAAGGAACUGCAGAGGAACUUGGAGUCGGCUGUGAGGUUCGGCAAGCCUGUUUUGGUGGAAGGGAUCGGGGUAGAUUUAGAUCCGGCUCUAGAUCCGGUUUUGUUGCGUCAGAAAUUUAAACAGGCUGGGACGUGGAUGCUGAAGCUGGGGGACGUGGUGGUACCUUACGACGACGAUUUUCGCUUAUAUAUGACAACGAAGCUACCUAACCCCCAUUAUACUCCAGAGGUGUCCGUGAAGGUACUUUUGGUCAAUUUUACGCUAGUACCCAGCGGGUUACAAGACCAACUACUAGCGUUAGUCGUGAUGCAAGAACGCCCGGAUUUGGAAGACCAAAGAAGCCAACUUAUCGUAGGUAGUACUCAAAUGAAGCAGGAACUUAAAGAGAUCGAAGACCGAAUUUUGUACAAGUUGAGUUCGAUGGAAGGUUCGCCUUUAGACGAUCUCGACUUCGUUAUAACACUCGAGGCGUCGAAGAUUAAAAGCGACGACAUAAAGAAUAAAGUGGUUGCUGCUGAAAUUACACAGAUAGAUAUCGACAACACACGUGCACAAUAUAUUCCGGUGGCAAACAGGGCGCAAAUAUUGUUUUUCUGUUUGUCCGAUUUAUCAAACGUCGACCCCAUGUAUCAAUAUUCGCUGGAAUGGUUUGUUAGCAUUUUUACGGGGAGCAUGGCCGAGACGGAACGAUCGGAGAAUAUCGAUGAAAGAGUUGAGAUAAUUAAUGAACACUUCACGUUCAGCUUAUACAGCAACGUCUGCCGGAGUUUAUUCGAAAAGCACAAACUUCAGUUUGCGUUUUUGAUGUGCGUCAGGAUAUUAAUGGACGAGGGGAGGAUUGAUGCCCACGAAUGGCAUCAUUUUCUAGCCGGAGGGAACCCAAUAUCUGACGAACCCAAUCCCGCCUCCGGCUGGCUAUCUGCUAAAGCCUGGAAAGAAAUUCUAGCCAUGGAAACCCUUCCUAAGUUCGCCCCUUUCGUCGAGACGUUCGCCGAUUACGAAGAGGAUUAUCGCGAGAUCUUCGACUCGCAGGAACCCCACAGUUCGCAUUUGUUUAGAGAGGAGCUCCCCUCGCCGUUCGACGAGAAAUUCUCCAGCUUCCAGAAAAUCAUGGUCUUGAAGUGCCUCCGCGCCGACAAGGUAACAAACGCUAUGCAGGAUUAUAUUUCCGCCCAAAUGGGCCAGCGUUUCAUCGAGCCCCAAACCGCCGACCUCGCCGUCGUCUUCAAGGAUUCCGGCCCCACUACCCCUCUUAUCUUCGUGUUGUCGACCGGGACGGACCCCGCCGCCGACCUCUACAAGUUUGCCGACAAGAUGAAGUUCGGCAAACGCAUGUUCUCGAUAUCGCUGGGUCAGGGACAGGGACCCAUCGCCGAGAAGAUGCUCCACAACGGGACCGAGCUCGGUUCGUGGAUUUUCUUCCAGAACUGCCACUUGGCGCCUAGUUGGAUGCCGCGGCUGGAGCGCCUCGUCGAGAACAUAUCGCCCGAGAUCGUCCACAGGGACUUCCGGAUUUGGUUGACGUCGACGCCGUCGCCCUUCUUCCCGGUGUCUAUACUCCAGAAUGGGAGCAAGAUGACGAUCGAGCCGCCGAGAGGAAUCAAGGCGAAUAUUCUGCGAGCUUUCACGAAUCAGGUGUCGGAUUUGUUGGAGGUGCUGCACGGGGAAGGGGACAAGAAUUUUACGUUUAAGUGGCUGCUGUUCUCACUGACUUUGUUUCACGGGGUGUUGCUGGAGAGGAGGAAGUUCGGCCCGUUGGGUUUUAAUAUACCGUAUGAGUAUACGGACGGGGAUUUGAAGAUAUGUAUUUCGCAGUUGAAGAUGUUCCUGUGGGAGUAUUCGGAAAUCCCGUUUAAAGUUCUGACGUACACGGCGGGGCAUAUUAAUUACGGGGGGAGGGUGACGGAUGACUGGGAUCGGAGAUGCUUGAUGAAUAUUUUAGCCGAUUAUUACAAGCCGGAAGUGGUGGAUCCUGGAUACGUCUUUGAUGUUUUGGGGCUUUAUCAUCAAUUGCCCGCCGAGUCAACUUAUUACGAAUAUUUGGAUUAUAUUAAAACCUUUCCAAUCAAUGACGAUCCAGACUUAUUUGGAAUGCACCCGAACGCUGACAUUACAUAUGCACAGGCCCAAACAUACUCUUGUUUGUCCACGUUGCUAGCACUACAACCAAAGCAAGUCGGAGGUGCAGCAGCCAGUCAAGAAGAAAUUAUCGCCAGUAGCGCGUCUUCCAUUCUUUCCAACAUACCCAAACUUUUCAGUCUCGAAGAUAUUUCAACACAAUAUCCGGUACUCUACGAAGAGUCUCUUAACACCGUUCUUAUACAAGAAGCUAUUCGCUAUAAUCGACUCCUUGCUGUUAUACAAAGCACCCUUAAGGACCUCCUUAAAGCCAUCAAAGGUCUAGUGGUCAUGUCCGAAGCCCUCGACAAGAUGUCCCUUAGCUUGUACAGCAACUUGGUGCCCGACUUAUGGGCUAGCAAGGCCUACCCUUCUCUUAAACCUCUAGGUUCGUGGGUUGCCGAUUUGAACGCCAGAUGCGACUUCCUCAUCAAGUGGAUACAACAAGGCAUUCCCCCGGUCUUCUGGAUCUCCGGUUUCUACUUCCCUCAGGCGUUCCUCACCGCCACUUUACAGAACUUCGCCCGAAAAUACGUAGUCUCCAUCGACACCAUCAAUUUCUCGUUCAAAGUUCUAGAUAAGGCACCACAAACGCGACCGGCCGACGGUUGCUGCAUCUGGGGUUUGUUCCUAGAGGGGGCACGCUGGAAUCCUCAAAUCGAACUCCUAGAUGAGUCCAACCCCAAAGAACUGUACACGGAAAUGUCAGUCGUGUGGAUGGUACCGGAGGAAAACCACGUUAAACCGCAAGGGGUUUACGAAAGUCCCGUUUACAAGACACUGAAACGAGCCGGAGUUUUAUCGACGACUGGACACUCGACGAACUACGUCGUAGCGAUCGAGAUUCCGAGCGAAAAACCGGAAUCGCACUGGAUCAAGCGAGGGGUGGCUUUAAUAUGCGCUCUAGAUUAUUAAAACACAAUUUUUUGUCAAAGUUUUAUUACAGAUAUUUUUUUAAAACGUCAGGUAUUAGA